AUGGCCGAGAAAGUCAACGCCAACGUCGGCACUGCCUCGCCUUCCCUGGAGGACCGGCCAAGCAGCCAAGCACCACGGCCGGAUGAUGGCCCCAGCGGCCGCAUUCCUUGGUCCCGUCGUCUGAACCCGCUGAAGAGCAGCACGAUCCCGCCCGUACCAGAUGAACGGCAACCAUCUGGUGAACACACGGCCAACUUCUUGAGCAAGCUCGUGUUCCACUGGGUCACUCCUCUUAUGCGUGUCGGGUACCAGCGACCACUGGAACCAAACGACAUUUGGCUCGUGAAUCCAGAACGAAGCUUGAACGUUCUCGAACAAAGGUUCAAUGUCGAAUUCCAGAAGCGCGUCGCCGCUGGGAGCAAAAGGCCGCUACUGGUUGCCCUCGUGAGGACUUUCAAGAAGGAGUUCCUGCUCGGUGCAUUCUGCCAGUUGAUGAGCACAAUUGCACAGACCAUAUCGCCUUUUCUCCUGAGAUUCCUUAUCUCGUUCGCCACAGAAGCUUUCAAUGCCAAGGAAACCGGUGGCCGUGGGCCAAACAUCGGCUAUGGCGUUGGUCUUGUCGUUAUCAUCACUGCCCUGCAGGUCAUGAUGACCUUCUCCAUCAACCACUUCAUUUACUGGGGCAUGACGGUGGGCGGUGAGGCUCGCGCGGUGCUGAUGUCACUGAUAUUUGCGAAAUCACUCAGGAUCUCCGGUCGGGCAAAGGCCGGAGGCUACAUCCUGCCACCGCCGAGCAGCGUGAAGCCAGGAAGUGACGAUGAAAAGAAGUGGUACCAGAAGAGCCUCCCGAAAGGGAAAGGUGCCAAGGACAAAAAGGAGAAACCAUUGUCGACAAUCGGCAAUGAUACGGACGGAUGGAGCAACGGCAGAAUUGUCAACCUGAUGUCAACCGAUACAUAUCGUAUCGACCAGGCGUCUGGCAUGAUCCACAUGCUCUGGGGAUCUCCCCUGUCCAUUACCAUUACUAUGGUUCUUCUUCUUAUUAAUCUGAAUUACAGCGCCCUGCCGGGAUUGGGCUUGCUGUUUCUUUGCACACCCGCCUUGACGGCGGCCAUUCGGGCACUCUUCAAGAGGCGCUUCGCCAUCAACAAGAUCACUGAUCAGCGGGUCAGCCUGACUUCCGAGAUCUUGCAAUCCAUUCGGUUCGUCAAAUUCUUUGGGUGGGAGACCAGCUUCUUGGAGCGCGUCCAGGCCAUACGGAAACGUGAGAUCCGGUCGAUUCAGAUCCUGCUCGCCAUCCGUGAUGCCAUCCAGGCGUUGGCCAUGGCCAUCCCCGUUUUUGCAUCCAUGCUUUCAUUCAUCACAUAUGCCUUGACUAGUCACAGCUUGAGCCCGGCACCCAUUUUCUCCUCCCUUGCUUUGUUCAAUGGUCUCCGGAUGCCACUCAACAUGUUCCCCAUGGUCGUUGGCAAUACCAUUGAUGGCUUUGCAUCAAUCAAACGUAUACAAGAAUUCUUGCUGGCCGAAGAAGCAUCAGAAGACGCAGACCAAGACCCGGGCAACGAAAAUGCCGUUGUCGUCGAAGACGCCACAUUCACUUGGGAGAAGACACAAACCCAAGGAACAGACGAAGGGGCCCGAACUCCGGACUCCAUCACACUCUCUGAGCCGUUCAAUCUGCCCAGUCUCACACUCACAGCUGGCCGCUCCGAGUUGAUCGGAGUCAUAGGCAGUGUUGGUUCCGGGAAGACCUCACUCCUGGCUGCCCUCGCCGGUGACAUGCGGAAGAUCUCUGGCUCUGUUACCUUCGGGGCGUCAAGAGCCUUCUGCCCGCAAUACGCCUGGAUCCAAAAUGCAACAGUGAGGGAUAACAUCACAUUCGGCAAAGAAUUCGACCGCGAAUGGUACGAUGCAGUCACCGAGGCGUGCGCCCUCCGCACCGACUUUGCCAUGCUCCCCAACGGAGACAAAACUGAGAUUGGCGAGCGUGGCAUCACGGUAUCAGGCGGUCAGAAACAACGCAUUAACAUCGCCCGCGCCAUAUAUUUCAAUGCCGAUAUCGUUCUAAUGGAUGAUCCGUUAUCUGCGGUUGAUGCACAUGUUGGUCGGCAUAUCAUGGACUCGGCCAUUUGCGGGCUGCUCGCAAAUAAAUGCCGGAUACUAGCCACUCACCAGCUACAUGUCUUGCACCGGUGUGAUAGGAUCAUCUGGCUGGACGGCGGUGCCAUCAAGGCGCAAGGAAGCUACCAAGACCUGGUCUCGCAGAACAUGGAGUUUAUCGAGCUGAUGACUCUCACGUCCUCGAACGAGGAGACUGCGAAGAACGACGACUCCGACGAGGAAAGCCUCCAUGUUCCAGACGAGAACGAGAAGCUCGUCAAAGUCGAGACUGCGAAGUCCAACAUCGCGCUUAUGCAGGCCGAGGAACGCGCUGUCAAGGCUGUGUCCUGGAGUGUCUACGGUGCUUGGCUGAGAGCAGGCGGCUCCAUCCUGAUUGCCCCGCUCGUCAUAGUCCUUCUGAUCCUGUCUCAAGGCAGCAACAUCGCCACAAGCCUGUGGCUUUCCUGGUGGACGGCAGACCAGUUCCCGCUGACGACGGGUGAAUGGAUUGGUAUUUACGCGGGUCUGGGUGCUGGCCAAGCCAUGUUCAUGUUCCUGUUUGCUGUCUCCAUCUCGAUCUUUGGAACACGGGCAAGUAAGGUGAUGUUGAAGCGUGCCAUGUUCCGGGUCCUCCGCGCACCAAUGUCCUUCUUCGACACAACACCCCUUGGCCGAAUCACCAACCGAUUUUCCAAAGACAUCGACGUGAUGGACAACAACCUCAAUGAAUCCAUGAGGAUGUAUCUGCUCAUGCUCGGCCAGAUCAUAGCCACCAUAGGCUUGAUCCUCGCAUACUACUAUUACUUCGUGGCGGCCAUGGUGCCCCUGAUGGUUGCAUUUGUAUUUGCGGCAUACUACUAUCGGGCAUCUGCCAGGGAGAUCAAACGACACGAGGCUAUACUGAGAUCACACGUCUUCGCAAAGUUCAGCGAGGCUGUCUACGGAACCUCCACGAUUCGAGCGUACGGCGUCCAGGACCACUUCUUGAAAACAAUACGGCAAACCAUUGACGAGUUCGAUGGCGCAUACUUCCUCACCUUCUCCAACCAGCGGUGGCUAAGUCUCAGACUCGAUGCAAUCGGCCUUAUUAUGAUCUUUGUCCUUGGCAUGCUCGUGGUCACAUCCCGGUUCACGGUGAACCCUAGCACUGGAGGGCUCGUCUUAUCAUAUAUGAUCAGCAUCAUGGGCAUGUUCCAAUUUGCUGUCAGGCAGAUGGCAGAGGUCGAAAACGACAUGAACAAUACGGAGCGAAUCCACCACUACGGAACAGGGCUUGAAGAGGAGGCCCCUCUCCAUGUUGGCCAGGUACCAGCAGAGUGGCCCCAGCGUGGCAAUAUCGUCCUCGACCACGUCCAGCUGCGCUACCGGGCCGGACUGCCCCUGGUACUCAAAGACAUUUCGAUUGAUGUCAAAGGUGGUGAGAGGCUGGGCGUUGUUGGCCGGACAGGAGCCGGGAAGUCGAGCAUCAUGCAGGCGCUAUUCCGCCUGGUUGAGCUCUCAGGCGGUUCCAUCACUAUCGAUGGCCUGAACAUCAGCAAGCUUGGCCUGCAUGAUCUUCGCUCCCGUCUAGCAAUCAUUCCCCAAGACCCCACACUCUUCAAAGGUACUAUCAGGUCCAACCUCGACCCCUUCAACGAACACACAGAUGCGGAGCUUUGGUCGGCGCUCCGGAAGGCAGAUCUUGCCAGCGAGAGUGGCGAGGGCGGAAUCGAUCUCGAUACAGCUGUGGAGGAAGAAGGGCUGAACUUCUCCCUCGGACAGCGUCAGCUGAUGGCUCUUGCCCGGGCGUUGGUGAGGGACGCUAAGAUCAUAAUCUGCGACGAAGCCACGAGUUCGGUCGACUUCGCCACCGACCAGAAGGUUCAGCGGACCAUGGAGGCUUUCAGAGGCAAGACGUUGCUAUGUAUUGCCCACCGUCUCAAGACCAUUAUUGGCUAUGACCGUAUAUGUGUUAUGGAUCAAGGGUAUGUGGCAGAGCUGGGGACACCGGUGGAAUUGUUUGAUCAAGGUGGCAUUUUUACGGGCAUGUGUGAAAAGAGUGGGAUUAGGAGGGAGGAUAUACUGGAGAAGGCGGCUAACGUCGAUAAAAGCUGA
Molecule: messenger RNA, 4134 nt
Organism: Diaporthe citri
Lineage: Eukaryota; Fungi; Ascomycota; Sordariomycetes; Diaporthales; Diaporthaceae
Exons: 4
Coding region: 1-4134 (1377 amino acids)
Biological process (GO): transmembrane transport
Cellular component (GO): membrane
Molecular function (GO): ATP hydrolysis activity; ABC-type transporter activity; ATP binding
Source: RefSeq, a predicted model, not a curated record